This is a messenger RNA of Dicrocoelium dendriticum, 2073 nucleotides long. NCBI's taxonomy places the organism in Eukaryota, Metazoa, Platyhelminthes, Trematoda, Plagiorchiida, Dicrocoeliidae. The record is from the annotation of a GenBank genome assembly.
AUGGAUGGUCCACCUGGAAGGGUGGAUAGAGAAUCAACCCUCAACCAUCCGGCAAGCAAUAUCGCUGGCUCGACGUCUUCUAGUUCAGUUAGCAGUCCUUCAUCGAAAGUCCUCAUACAGAUAGUUAUUCCUGAUCAUGAGUGGAAGUUUGUGUUCAGAACCCCAACCAAUACACUUGUGCGGGAAUUGCUCCGUCGUGUAUUCGAUAUUUGUCGACUGGAUCUUGUACAGUAUAUCAACUAUGGAUUCUUCCUUCCACCCAAUGGAGUACAGAAAGGGAAGUUCUUGCAGGAGGAACGGUUAUUGACAGAGUAUCCGCAGCUAAUUGCAUCUGCGACUGAGGUGUGCAAAAAUGGAAUCGACUCGGAAUCACAUGAAAACGGUGUGGAUAAGGCAGCCACCUUGAUGCUUAUUCGAAGGUGCCGCUUUGUAGAUGGACUACCGAUGAACGAGAACAGAUUCAAGCAAGUGAAUUCCAAAGUCCUCUUGAAUCUAGGAGUAAACCCUAACGUCCGCGAUUGCAGGGAAUUGACCCCACUGUAUCACGCUGUCUCCUUGGACGUUCCCGUCGAAUGCAUUUCCAUAUUAUUGUACGAUCACGCCAUCUUAGGAGUGACAGACGACAAGAAUCGACAAGAAAUCCAUCAGGCCUGUUUAUUUGACAAGCCUGCUCAUUUGGAACAACUGAUCUUGUAUGGUGCAGAUUUGAACGCACAAACCGCCAAUUUAGAUACUCCGUUGCACAUAUGUGCGCUCAACAAUCACGAAACGUGUCUUCGACUCCUGCUUCGAUACGGUGCGAACAGGGAGCACAUGAAUGCCUCCGGUCAGACACCAUCUGAAGUGGCACUUCUGACGGGUCUGAAUCACUUGGCAGAGCUUAUUGACAACUUUGAUCCAGCCCUGAUUACUCCUGUUGAAAGAUCCCCAAUCUACAAUGCUGAUAGACGACCGUCCGUCAGUGGGCCUCGAGCUGCCUUGGAAGCUCAACGGAAAUAUGACACACCCAGCAGUCACAGUCAGUCUCUGGGCAGGAGCGACUGCAAAGCACCGAACAUGAUUUCCUUGGGCGAUCUUAAUGCCUGGAAUUCGGAGACACCAAAGUUUGAUAGAAAGAUAAAAAAGCCACCUGCGUCGGAAGUAAGGAGUGAGAGACAAAACGUAGUUGGCUCAUCGAAACUUCUUCGAAGCGAAACUCUGAAUCCUAUCGGACACAGCUGCUUUACUCCAGGACGGCAAUUGCAAACGACAAGCGUGGUCACUUUGCAUCGCGGGAACACUGGAUUCGGAUUCCAAAUCAGGGGUCGUGGAACAACUGGGGAAGUCGGGCCGGUUGCAUUUAACGUUGUCCAACCACCAGCUAACCAACUUUUGGACCGUAUUUUUCCCAACAGUCCAGCGGCUGCAGCCGGUCUUUCUCCGGGACAGUACAUUUUGGAAGUGAACGGCAUCGACGUCAGAAGAGCGCCACACCACAUGGUCACGGAUCUUAUUGUACAGUCUGGGGACCGAGUGACCUUAAAAGUGUUGCAUGGUAAUCACUCACAGGGUAGACACGCACGGAAUUGUGUCAAUAUGGCUGAUAGACGAAAUUCAUUUCGCCGUCCCGAAUCCGCCGUUCCAUGUUACCGAUCACUUUCGAUCCGCCCUGUUGCUUCAUGUGCGCAUCGAUCGCUCAGUUCAAGCCGUUCAUUUGAGAAGGUCAUAGACACCGGCAAAUCGAUCGCCUUUGGCGACUCUCAAGAUCGUCACACAACCAUGAGUUGUGCAGAAUUUCGUAAACCGCUCCACAUACAUCGUCUCCCCUCGGGUUAUCACUCCGUCUCAGAAGGGGAGGAGAAGUGUUCAGGCAAUAAUCGUGCUACGCCGGUUCCAGCGAACAAAUCUAACUCGAACUUCAAAGCACGCGUUGUGUUGAUCAGAACGCAACAAUCUUCAUCCGAAAAAGCGAAUGAUCAGAACCUAGUACUGGGUGGACAACAGGAAUCUAGCUCGGUCAUCCGGUGUGAGUUGAAACAUUUCGGAGGUAUUCCACUUUGGUUUCUCUUCUCUAAACACACGCGUUUCCCUUAG